Messenger RNA from Thalassophryne amazonica, 2626 nucleotides. It is a transcript of the gene klhl15, whose product is annotated as kelch-like family member 15. The coding region runs from base 331 to 2346 and encodes 671 amino acids. The transcript has 9 exons. Lineage: Eukaryota; Metazoa; Chordata; Actinopteri; Batrachoidiformes; Batrachoididae. Gene Ontology annotation, molecular function: protein binding. Gene Ontology annotation, cellular component: Cul3-RING ubiquitin ligase complex; nucleus. Gene Ontology annotation, biological process: protein ubiquitination; nuclear protein quality control by the ubiquitin-proteasome system. The record is from RefSeq and is a predicted model, not a curated record.
UUUCCGCCUUCUUAUCCCGUCGUUUUGGGUUUUUUCUUUUAAUUGUUUGGAAAUAUACAUGGUUAUAAAUCUUGGUGUUCAUGUUGAAGUCGUUGGAAGGUUGAAGACGGUAAAGGAGGAGAAAAGAAACAAAGUUCAGUUCCGCUCGGAGGGGAAAUGACGCUGGUGCAGAAAAUGGCGUGUGCUGAGCCCGCUGUGGUUUGUUAUUUUCUGCCCGUUUACCGCGGAGCUGAGUGACAAACUCUUUAUUUCAGAUGGCCCGUGGGCGAUAAUAUGGCAGUAUCUUCCUGCCGUGGGGUUUCUUCAGUCUGGAAUUGAACCCGCACCUUGAUGUCCGAAGGAGCCAGAGCUGCCUGGUCGAAGAGGGGCUGCGUGGAUCCGCACUGCCGAGAGCCAGGGAAGCAUAAACACAGGAAAUGCGAGCGGUCCUUUAGCGCCCAGUCAUCAAAGCCUGAGAUUGCACGCCUGGGCUCCAAAAGGUGCGUUAUGUCGGGGGCGGAUGUGGAGGUGUACCUUUCACAGGUGCACGAUGGGAGUGUGUCGUCGGGUUUCCGGGCACUGUACGAGGAGCGUCUGCUGCUGGAUGUCACACUGUUGAUAGAGGAGCACCACUUCCAGGCCCACAAGGCCCUGCUGGCCACGCAGAGCGACUACUUCCGGGUGAUGUUCACAGCAGACAUGAGGGAGAGGGACCAGGACAAAAUCCACAUGAAGGGGUUAACAGCUGCAGGGUUUGGUCAUAUUCUCCGGUUUAUGUAUUACGGGUCGUUGGAGCUCAGCAUGCCCACUGUCCAAGAAAUCCUUCAGGCGGCCAUGUAUGUCCAGCUGACAGAGGCGGUGGAAUUUUGCUGUUCCUUCCUGUUGGCCAAGAUCUGUCUAGAAAACUGUGCUGAGGUUAUGCGCCUCCUAGAGGACUUCAGCGUGGGUGUUGAGGGUGUCCAGGAGCAACUCGACAACUUCUUGCUUGACAAUUUUGUCCCACUCAUGAACCGGCCUGACUUCCUGUCCUACCUCAGCCUCGAGAGACUACAGGCGUACCUGAACAGUGACGCCCUGAGUCGCUUUCCAGAAAUUGAGUUGUAUGAAGCUGUGCAGGCAUGGCUAAGGCACGACCGGCGGCGGUGGAGACACACAGACACCAUCAUCCAGUCUAUCCGCUUCUGCCUCAUGACACCUGCUAACAUCUUUGAGAAGGUGAAAACAUCAGAGUUCUACCGUUACUCCAGACAACUGAGGCAAGAGGUUGACCAGGCACUCAGCUACUUUCAUGACGUCAACCAGCAGCCUCUGGUGGAGUCACACUCAAACCGCAUCCGCUCCGUCCGCCCACAGACCGCCGUCUUCAGAGGAAUGAUUGGUCACAGCAUGGUCAACAGCAAGAUCCUGCUGCUGCAGCGCCCUAAGGUGUGGUGGGAACUCGAAGGGCCUCAGGUUCCCUUGCGACCAGAUUGCCUGGCUAUUGUCAAUAACUUUGCCUUCCUGUUGGGCGGAGAAGAGCUGGGGCCUGAUGGCGAGUUCCAUGCCUCCUCCAAGGUCUAUCGCUACGAUCCUCGGCAGAACUCCUGGCUGAGAAUGGCUGACAUGUCUGUGCCCAGGUCAGAGUUUGCUGUGGGAGUUAUUGGCAGGUUUAUAUACGCUGUGGCAGGCCGCACGCGAGAUGAGACUUUCUAUUCUACAGAACGCUACGAUAUAACAGAGGACCGCUGGGAGUUUGUCGAUCCUUAUCCUGUGAACAAGUACGGCCACGAGGGAACAGUCCUUGGCGGUAAACUGUAUAUCACUGGCGGUAUCACAUCCUCCUCUACCUCGAAACAAGUUUGUGUGUUUGAUCCAGGUCGUGAAGGAGGAGGGGGUGGGAGCACAGGAGGGACAGACGCACACAGGACACGCGCCGGCCGUGGCGCGCUGCUGCCCGGCACCCACGCCAGCUGUUGGGAAAACAAGUCCAAAAUGAACUACGCCCGAUGUUUCCACAAAAUGAUCUCUCACAACGGGAAGCUGUAUGUGUUUGGAGGGGUGUGCGUAAUCCUGCGGGCUUCCUUCGAGUCCCAGGGCUGCCCCUCCACUGAGGUGUAUGACCCGGACACAGAUGAGUGGACCAUCCUCGCAUCCAUGCCCAUUGGUCGCAGCGGUCAUGGGGUGGCAGUGUUGGACAGGCAGAUCAUGGUGCUGGGCGGCUUGUGUUACAACGGCCACUACAGUGACUCCAUCCUCACAUUCGACCCAGACGAAAACAAGUGGAAGGAGGAUGAGUAUCCCAGGAUGCCUUGUAAACUGGAUGGGCUGCAGGUUUGCAGUUUGCACUUCCCAGAGUAUGUGCUAGAGCACGUCAGACGCUGCAGCUGAGGUCUGCUCCUACCUAGCCUCCUUUUUAUAGACCCGAGAGCACUUUGUUUGCAGAUGGCAGUCUCCCACUGGGAGAUUUACCUUUUUACAGGAGGUUGGAGACGACUACUGAUGUGCAAGCUUUUAAACUACAGACCAGCACUUGUCUAAGGUGAGGCAAAGAUGGCCCAGUCUGUAGAUUUGCUGUUAGCAUUGGAGGCAAGUCGAGCGUGGUGUGACGUCAUGUUACAGUCAGCUCAGACACUUUCAGAAAUGCAGCAAAAUAUUUGUGAAGCGAAAA